Thelazia callipaeda (thelaziosis nematode) is the source of this 873-nucleotide messenger RNA. The record is from the annotation of a GenBank genome assembly. NCBI's taxonomy places the organism in Eukaryota, Metazoa, Nematoda, Chromadorea, Rhabditida, Thelaziidae.
AUGGAAAAAAAGGAGAAUCUGAAUUCUAAGGAUGAGAAUCAGAAAAGUCCAAAAGAAAACGUGCAGCAAAUGCAGUCUAAUGCACGAAAACGCAAACAAUUUAACAAUUCUUAUUCGGGAUUUACUCCACGUCGCAAAGUUCGAGUUUUUUCGAAUGAAACAGAAGUAGAUGCUCCGAAAUGCCGUGAAUUAUCUCCCUUUGAAACUUUACCGACAGCUUUACUGAUACAAAUUGUACAUCAUUUGAAUAUUAAUGACCAAAGAUGCUUUCGCAGUACCUGCACUAGAGCUCAUUUGGCUACUGCAUUAUACUGGCAGUCUAGGUAUGACCUUAACAUUCAACUUUUGAUGCAAAAAACUUUUCCAUACAUAAAUUCACAAAAGCUAGGCUCACUAUAUGCUAUGCGUAAAGAAGUUGGGCGCGCCUUACAAUUAAUACCUGCCUAUACACUGCGCAGCGUUACUUUUAAUCCUAUCUGCUCACUACACGUGCAAAAUUUUUACGACAUUGAAAUUAUCACUAAAAAAUCAGCUGAACAACUUUUUGGUGCACUCAAACAUUUGGAUUUGCGUGGUUGUACGCUUGAGGUUAAAGAAUUGAAAUAUUUUUCACGUGCUUGCCAGAAACUAUCAUCAAUUGCUCUUACUUACUCUUAUGUAUAUUUACCAGACGAAGUAUCCAAAGUCGACGGCUUUGAAACUAGCGACCAAUCUGAAAGUUGUCCGAAAUUGGAUAUCCUAGAGUUCUUAAGUGUUUCGCUCCCUGGUUUCAGGAAGAGAAGAAAAAAUGGAGAAAUUCCUGAAAAACACAUUUCUUUUAUUGCCAAACUACUUACUUUAUUCCCUUUUCUUGAAACAUUUAUUAUUAAUUGA